Chlorella variabilis is the source of this 3364-nucleotide messenger RNA. RefSeq names its product expressed protein. Gene Ontology annotation, molecular function: oxidoreductase activity. The record is from RefSeq and is a predicted model, not a curated record. The transcript is spliced from 22 exons. Bases 1 to 2400 code for a protein of 799 amino acids. Gene Ontology annotation, cellular component: plasma membrane. NCBI's taxonomy places the organism in Eukaryota, Viridiplantae, Chlorophyta, Trebouxiophyceae, Chlorellales, Chlorellaceae.
AUGGGGCUGCCGAGCUGGGCUCCAACGGCUGCCCGGGGCGGGCUGAAGCUGGUUAUUGCCGGCUGCCUCGCCCUGUUCAACUAUGUUUUCUGGUAUUGGGUGACAGAUGCGUAUUACGUCCAGAUGGCGGCCAUCUUUAACAACUGGGGACUCAAAUACCCUCGCUCGGGGAGCCUGGGAGUCAAGUCUCUGGACGCCUAUGACACCGGCAUGGUGGCGCUCAUGUGGCUGCCCCUCCUCGCGGCAGCCUACGCCACGCUGGUGCUGCAGGCAAUCCCUAAGGGCGCAGUGCCCCGUGCCUACACUCGGCUGAGGCGGCAGAUCCGCAUCGUGCUGGCGUGGGAGGCGCCGCCCCGCCGCUUCUUCACAUGGUGGUGCGGCGGCAUGAGCGUGCGCGACUUGAUUGUGGUGAUCUUCAUGGUAGCUGCCAACCUCUGGUACUUCAUCUGGUACUACCGCUCCUACGAUCGCCAGCUGGACGCAGUCGCAGCAGCGGGGGUGGCCUUCCCCGAGCCGCGCUGGCGGCUGAUGCUGGAGAGGGUGGCCAUCAUUUUCGGCAUUAUGAUGUGGCCCAACAUCUGGAUGCUCUUCUUCCCCAUCCCUCAGUCCUCGUUCCUUCAGACGCUGACGGGCCUGCAGUACACCGAAAUGAUACGGUACCACAGGUGGGUUGGCCAGAUCACACUUGUGGUAUUGUCGCUCCACGGCUGGCUGUACUACCUGUACUGGGCGCUGAAGCAGGAGUUCUGGUACAACUUCUCCAACUGGGGCACCCUCAGCUCCAUCAACUACCUGGCCGGCACCAUCUCCUACCUCUUUGCCCUCGUCCUCUGGUCCUCCUCCCUCAGCUGGGUGCGCAGGCGCUUCUUCGAGGUCUUCUACCGCUGCCACAUCGUGUGCUUCCUGGGCUUCACCUUGUUUGCAUACAUGCACUAUUUCUGGUCCUGGAGCUACUUCCUGCCAGGCAUCAUGCUGUACGGCGUCGACCUCGUCCUGCGGGCGGGCCAGCUGUCCCAGACCACCCUCGUCACGGCCGCCUCUGUGGACAAUGAGGCGGGGGUGGCCACCAUUCAGCUGAAGACCUCCAAGGACAUCACUAGCGCCUGCCCCGUGCACGAGCUCUUCCUCAUGGUGCCAUCCAUCUCACGCUGGCAGUGGCACCCCAUCACCGUGGCCGGCACAGAGCCAGACGCCAGCGGCAGCGGGUCCAUCAUCACCCUGAGCAUCAAGCGCUACGGCAAGUGGACCAAGGUGGGGCCUGGCGAAGGGACUGCAGGGUCAGGCUCCAGCGGUGUGGAGGGCCAGACGUUAUCUUCAUCUCCCCAGGUCCCCAAGCACUGCCUGUGGGAGGGCUGCACGACUCUGGUCCUCCUGGGCGGCGGUGUUGGGGCCACCCCGCUGCUGGCCCUGCUGCGAGAGAUGAUUGCCGAGCGCAGGGCCGAUCCCAAGGCGGCCAGCAGCCAGCCUGGGCGCGUGCACUUCCUGUGGGCCAGCCGCCAGCCCCGCGAAAUCUGCAUGCUGGACGGAGCGGUGCUGGAGGCUGCGCGGUCCAGCGACGGCUGGCUGACUCUGGAGCUGUUCAGCACCCGGCCGAUGCCGGCGGCAGCUGACGCGGCGGAGGAAGGGGUGCACGGGGCCAAGGAGGGGGGCCUGGGCAAGUCCGACUCCGGCAGGGCGUCGUCGGAGGGCAGCCAGGAGCUUAAGGCCGAGGACAGCUUCGGCAAGGAUGCGUCCCAGCCCUCCAUGGCUGUGUACCACGGGGUCGCCGACCCCGCCGUGCUUUCCUCCCCCUUCUUCCACAAGUUUGCCAGGGUCAUCCAGCCCCAGGCGGUUGGCUCUUGGCACCUGGCCCUGGUGUAUGUGCUGGUGUGGGUGGGCACCUUCCUGGGGACAGUCCUGGGCGGCGCGUAUGUGGGCGAGGCAUACACCUACUUCGACACCAGUGGCAUCUCCGUGUACCCCAACACCCUGUACUGGAAGGUUGGCAUGGUGUGGUUCUUCACACAAGCCAUCAUGAUGAUUGGUGUGCCAUACAUCCUGGCGGUGCUGCCCCUGCACGUGUGGAGGUACUGGCGCGCCACCCGCAACCCCGACUCUGCAGAGGUCCUGCCUCUGGCCCCACCUCACCACCCCACGGGGCACGGCAGCGGCUGCCAGCUGGUGGGAGGCAUGCUGACGGCCGGCGGGGAGUCUGGCCUGGAGAUCCUGAGUGGGCGGCCCGCGAUGCGCGAUGCCCUGCUGGCGGUGGGCAAAGACCUGACCCGCAGCGACACAGUGGGCGUGUUUGUGGGCGGCCCCGAGCCGAUGACGCGCCAGGUGCAGCUGGAGACGGCCUCGCUCAACGACUGGGGCCAGCCGGGCCCCCACUAUGCCUUCCGUGCCAUGGCGCACAUGCUGUGACGUGCUGUGGUCGCCGCCCAGAUGCUGCCACACGCCGCCGCACACAGCCACACGAUUCAAUAAAUGUUUUUGCUACCCGGUGAAGGCCAACAUUCAGCCCCCUUUCCACACUCGUCAACAAAAUCGAUGUUUUGUCCUGCCUGCGGAUGCCGUCUUGCCACCCCUUCAAGCCUUUCUUCCUUCUGCCCCGCAUAAAAGCCAAGGAACUGGUGUUGUCUGGUCCAUUGCCCGCACCUCACACCACCGGCUCCCAACCCCUUCCCGAUCAGACUCAGAGCAGCACAUUACACUGCUGUGCAACAUUCUGGUGCCCACUGUAAAUAAAUUGCGUGAGAAUGAGCAGCAGGGAGGAGGCGGCACAAAGUAGGCACAACAGCUUCAGCUGGGACGCGGCAGCUGCCAGUUCAGCAGCUGCGUACCUCGCCCCGCCACCCCAACUAGGUAUUUAACAGCGGUAUCUGGAAGCAGCGCCGAGCCAGCCUGGUGGCCUGGAGAAGCGCCCGGCACCAGCAGCGGCGCCGGCAGCACGUCGAGCGCAGCGGGCUCCACCACCUGCGUGAAGCAGCACCCCGCCUCCUCCACCUCCAAGCUGGCCUCGCUCCCGCCAUCGCCCCCUCGCCUGCCGCCGCCGCCGCCGCUGCUGCUGCGGGCGCGGUAGCGAGCCGUGUCCAUCCAGGGCAGAACCAGCUCAGCUCCGUCUUCCAACCACAGCUCAUCAUCUGCGCCGCUCUCUCCAUCUGCCAGCGCCAAGCCGUCCAGGCUCGGCAGCCCCGCUGUGCUAGGUGGCGCGGCCCACUGUGGCUGCUGGGGCCGCUGAUCCUCCUCCAGCCGCACCCGCCAGCAGCGCACCUGCUGGUCGAGGCCAACCGAGAAGGCGACAGCAGUCACCGGAGCUACUGCUGGUGGCGGCGGUGAUGGCUGAGCAGGCGGGCCGGGCUGCUGGCCCAGCCACACCGAACGCACC